CUCCGGGCGCCCUGGCAACGGGCCCACGCACGCGUCCUCAGGGCAGACCGUAAGAGGGGAAAGUGAAACCGCGAGGGCAGGGAGGCGGGUCUGGAGGGAAAGCGGUCCGCUUCCCGGAAGGGGCGGGACCAAUGGCGAGGGCGCUAGAUUCGAAACCGCGGCCGGGAGCGUCCAGCUUGGCGAGGCAGGCUGUUUGCCUGCUUCCUUGCUUAAGUGUUCUUCAGAUAACAGUUGAUAAUUGCCAGGAUGGGAGUGAAUGACUUGUGGCAAAUUUUGGAGCCUAUAAAGCAGCAUAUCCACUUGCAGGAUCUCAGUGGGAAAACCAUUGCCGUUGAUUUGAGUCUCUGGGUAUGCGAGGCACAGACAGUGAAGAAAAUGAUUGGAAUGGUCACCAAGCCGCACCUCAGGAACCUAUUUUUUCGUAUUUCACAUUUAACUCAAAUGAAUGUAAAACUGGUAUUUGUCAUGGAAGGGGAGCCACCAAAGCUGAAAGCUGAUGUCAUGAGCAAAAGGACUGAGACUCGUUAUGGGCCUUCUGGAAAAGCAAGGUCUCAGAAAACAGGAAGAUCACAUUUUAAGUCAGUCUUACGAGAGUGCCUUGAAAUGCUAGAGUGCCUAGGAAUGCCCUGGGUCCAGGCUGCCGGGGAAGCUGAGGCCAUGUGUGCUUACCUUAACGCCAGUGGCCAUGUGGAUGGCUGCCUCACCAAUGAUGGCGAUGCUUUCCUUUAUGGAGCCCAGACUGUUUACAGGAAUUUCACUAUGAACACAAAGGAUCCACAUGUUGACUGUUACACAGUAUCAUCUAUCAAGAGUAAGCUAGGCUUGGACCGCGAUGCUCUGGUUGGACUGGCGGUACUUCUUGGUUGUGAUUACCUUCCAAAGGGAGUACCUGGAGUUGGAAAAGAGCAAGCAUUAAAACUUUUGCAGAUUUUGAAAGGUCAAAGUUUGCUUCAGAGGUUUAACCAGUGGGUUGAAGAACCUUGCUACUCUGAUCCACAACCAGCAGCUAAAAAAGUGGUUCACUGUUCUGUGUGUUCCCAUCCAGGUUCGCCUAAGGAUCAUGAACGUAAUGGAUGCACAUUAUGUAAAAGUGAUAGAUACUGUGAACCACAUGAUUAUGAAUACUGCUGUCCUUGUGAAUGGCACCAGAGAGACCAUAAUAGGCAACUAAAUGAAAUAGAAAGCACUAUUAAAAAGAAAGCUUGCAGUUGCAAAGGAUUUCCAUUUCAUGAGGUCAUCCAAGAAUUCCUUUUGAAUAAGAAUAAAAUGUUGAAACCGAUCAGGUAUCAAAGACCUGAUUUACUAUUGUUUCAGAGAUUUACUGUUCAAAAAAUGGAGUGGCCCAGUCACUAUGCAUGUGAGAAAUUGUUGGUGCUUUUGACCCGCUAUGACAUGAUAGAAAGAAAACUUGGCAGAAGGAACUCUAACCAACUACAACCGAUUAGAAUUGUUAAGCCCCGAAUCAGAAAUAGAGUUCGCUGUCUUGAAAUACAAUGGGAAAAGCCUGAACACUAUGCAGUGGAAGAUACAGAAUCUGGAGAACUGGAUCUCCUUACAGUUGAAGAAGCAGCACUGUUUGAAGCAGCCUAUCCUGAAGUUGUUGCCGUCUACCAGAAACAACAGUCAGAAACUAAAGGAAAGAAACAGAAAAAUAUGAAAAUUAAGCCUAAAGGAAGCCAUUUACCGGAAUCAGAGGAUAUAAUCAGUUCUGAGUCACUUAUGACUUUAAAACCUACAUCUAAUGUCGUUCCAAAGCAAAAUCCCAAAAUUAAUUUGGAAAUUUCUCCAGAUCCUGUUUUAGCACAGAAAUCUACUUCUCCCUCAUUGAAUAGUUUUGUUUUCUCUGAAAAUGCUCAUUGUUUGCAUUUGCAAGAACAGUUCAUGCCUUCUCUAAAACCCUCAACUACAAAGCAAACUAAAGAUGUCAGUAAUUUUCUAGUUUCAGAUAAUCAGCCCAGCUCUUCUUCCCAUAAUAUUUCUGCAAUUGCUAAUCUACAGUUGAGUACCAUUGACUGGGCAGGUACUUCUUUUAGUAACUCUCCAGCUGUUCAAAGAAACACUUUCUCUCAAGAUUUACAAUCAGAACCUGAAUCAUCUGCCAUCCUUCCUGGCUUUGAACAACUAUCAUAUGACCCAGAACAGUGUACUGUAAACAGUGAAGUGUUGUGUAAAGAUCUUCAAAAGAUUAGUCCUGAAGAACAUAUCCUAUCUGGCAUCUCCACUUUAUAUCUUCACGAUUUGCCUCUAAAGGAACGAAUACAUGUAAAAUUCUCAUGCCCUCAGUAUAAUGUAGGAGCAGAUGCUGACCUGGAAAGUUUGCCCCUAAAGGUGAAAAGCUCUUGUAUUGGUGACAGUAGCUCUGGUGAUUCAUCACAUUUCUCAAAGGAACUUACAGGAGUGUAUCUGCACAAAGAGUCCAGAGACUCAAAAGUGGUGGACAGCCAACUCCUUCAAGAAAACUGUACGAUGACUACUUCCUUACCUCAUUCUUUCAAUGAUGAAGCAGUAAAGACUUCCAGUCUUAAAGUUGGGAUGCCAACUGCUGCUGUACCUUGUAAUAUAAAACUUGUUGAGAAAACUACUAAGAACCUUGUCGUGAAGAAUAGUGUUUGCCAUGAGAGAGACUCCUCAGAUGAAGAAAGUGUUCCAAUGUCCUGGAAAGCUAAGUACAUUGCUCCAAAAAUGAGACACAGCUCUCAGAAACAUAGCUUAGUCCAUGUCAGAGACAGUACUCACAACAAACACAGAAAUCCUAAAGAAUCUAAAGAAACCAAACUCUGCAUCCCAUCUUAUAAAAUAGCUGAAGAUGAAGAAAACAUAUUCUCAGAUCCAGCAAGAAGUCCUCAGAGUUUCCAAUACCAUCAUAAAAAUGAUGAGGACUCCACUGCCUCCUGGGAUAGUCCUCUCCCUCUGUGCCAGAGGUUAAAACUCAGGUUCCAGAACACUUGAAGUGGACUUUAUAAAUUCCAAGGAUUAAUUUGUUUGAAUGUUGUCAGCAUUAACAGAAGCAAAGCAGUGUUUGCUAGAAUUUUUACAAGAUUAUCUGCUAUUUUAAUUCAAAUUAUAAUUUUAAAAUGGUAAUAGCCAGGUGUAGCUCAUGCUAUAAUUGCUGUGUGUAGGAGGUGGAUGGAGUCAGGAGGAUCAGGAGUCAACCUCUGGCAUAUGGAAAAUUUCAGGACAAUCUAAGUUAUCUAAGAAAUAUAAAAAAAUUUAAAACUUUGACUACAAAAGGUGAGUCUCUGGUGACAGCUUUAAGUGGUGUAUUUUUUAGAACAUACUUUACCAUUCUUGAAAUGUCUUUAUUAUUUUUCAAGCUUUAACAUACUAGUAAGUAUAUCCUUUGACAGAGUAAAUAAUGCUUUAUCAUUUUUAGUUCUUCUUAUGUAAGCCUCUAAAGCAUUUGUUUAUAGUCUAGCUGUUCCCAAGAGGGUAGCACUUUAUAAUCGUAUCACAGUGCCUUUUAUGAGCCCUUCCUAGUGUCUGUAUUUCCCCUUCAUGUUAAAGUACAGUUAGCAUGCUCUUCCACUUUUAGUAAUAUCAUGUUUAAGAAGUGAAAAUGGUAGAAGAGGAUGAUGUGAAGUCUGCAUAAGGAAAGUUACUCCUUAUAUACAUUUAGAAGUUCACAGGCACUGCAAGUGGAAAAUAUUUUAAAAAUCAGAUGUAAAACUAAAAGGGAAUUGGAAGCUUACUCAGGAUCACACAGUUAAUAAUAUUAAUGGUGUGGAUACCGCCUUUGCUUUCUGGUUUGGUUCUUGUGCUUUUUAGUUUUCUGAAUUGUUUUUAAUCUAUAAAACUGUUCUUUUGCUUUAAAAAAAAUGAGUUUGUAUGCAAUAUUGACUUUAAUCCCUACAAGUCUUAAAUCUUACGUAAAUUGUAUUCAAAAGUCCCAGCAGCAUCCCAGAGCCUAAGGAAUCCAUCAAAAAUGUAUUUAAAGCAAACCUUUAAUCCCAGCACUUGGAAGGCAGAAUUCAAGGCUAGCCUGGUAGGCAGAGCUAGUUUGAGGACAGAAAGAGCUACACAGAAAUCCUGUCUCAAAAAAAAGAAAAGGAGAAGGAGGAGAGAGAGAGAGAGAGAGAGAGAGAGAGAGAGAGAGAGAGAGAGAGAGAGAAGAAAGAAAGAAAGAAAGAAAGAAAGAGAAAAGAAAAGAAAAGAAAAGAAAAAAUUAAACCAAAACAAACAACAAACAAAAACUAUUAAAAGUAAAGGGAAAGUUCAUCAAGGUUGUAAAAUUCAAGAUUACUUUUAUAUUACUAAUCACAGUUGUCGUUCUGUAUACUCUGUGUAUGAAAAUGAAAUUUCACCAAGUGAAUUAAAAUUACUCCGUGUACAACCUCAAGAAAAGGAACACAAUCAAGAUGGCAAAACUUAAAGUUAACAGUGAAAAACAAUGGAUGAAAGAAAGUAUAAAUAAGAAACUUCCCAGAUUCAUGGAUCAGAAGACUUAACAUGGUAGUACUGUGUAAACUGUUGAGUUUUGCCAAGAAGUUGUGGUACAUGCCUUUAAUCCCAGGGUGUGGGAGGUACAGGCAAGUGGAUCUCUUAAGACCAACCUGGUCUACAGAGUAAGUUCCAGAACUGCCAAGGCUACACAGAAAAGCUUUGUCUCAAAAACCAAUCAAUCAAUAAAUAAACUAUUCAGUUUCAA
This is a messenger RNA of Meriones unguiculatus (Mongolian gerbil), 4645 nucleotides long. It is a transcript of the gene Gen1, whose product is annotated as GEN1 Holliday junction 5' flap endonuclease. The coding region runs from base 247 to 2949 and encodes 900 amino acids. Lineage: Eukaryota; Metazoa; Chordata; Mammalia; Rodentia; Muridae. Gene Ontology annotation, molecular function: four-way junction DNA binding; 5'-flap endonuclease activity. The transcript has 14 exons. The record is from RefSeq and is a predicted model, not a curated record.